UGGUCCUGUUAUCGUGCAAUGUGUGGGAUGGUGUAGGACUGUGAUCCUUACGGAUGUGGGACAGAUCAGCAAGAACACUAUAAAACACACCAUAUCAUAGGUAACCUCAUUUGAACCUUGUCAUCGCUGAGAGCUUCAACAAAGCCAGGGUACCUACGACUCAAUUCUUCAUUGACUCAGACUCACUGAGAUGGUGACAAAAAAGAUCAUUCUUUGGACGGCACCAAGAUGCGUCUCGACAGCAUUUGAGCGUUCGAUAAUGACUCUAAGUAAUGUCAAAGUAUUUCACGAACCCUAUUCCAAUGUGUUUUACUUUGGACAAGAAAGACAGAGUCUGAGAUAUGCUUCAUCGCCUAUCGAUCCAAAAGAAUCGUACCAUCUAGUGGGCAAGAAACUGAACAAGGAGUAUGAUGGUGUUAAUGUUGUCUUCUCUAAGGACAUGGCUUACUGUGUCCAAAACAAUUUUCACAUUUUCUUAGAUAAAACAUUUCACGAUUUUCAGCACACGUUUCUCAUUCGCGAUCCUGCAAAGGCAAUUACUUCCUUGUAUCACGCCUCGACAAACCCAAAGCUAACGGGAUGGAAUUACUUUGAUCCCGUGGAAGCGGGAUUCCGACAGAUGUACGAUCUCUAUAAGUUUAUUACAGAGAACAUUCAUCCUAAUCCUGUAGUAGUAGAUGCAGAUGAUCUUUUAGAUCAUCCUGAUGAAACCAUGAAGAGCUACUGCGAUGCUAUAGGGAUCAUGUAUGAGUCCCACAUGACCUCGUGGGAACCAGGACCGGUUCCUGACUGGGAUACAUGGUCAGGAUGGCAUGAAAACGCCCUAAAAAGCUCUGGCUUCGCACCAAGAUCAGAAAAAAAGCCGUACAAACCCGAAAAAAACAAAGUUCCCGAUGAAAUUCUGAGGGUUGUAGAAGAAUCAAGGUAUUACUACGAUUACCUCGCAUCAAGGAAGAUCCUUUCUAUUUAUCCUUAGUUGAUUGGCACCUAAAUGAUCUUAAUGACUAUCUUAGUAAAUACUGCAUGACUUUAAGUAAAACAUGUCGCCGGUAUCAUAAUAGUGAUAGUCUUUUUUUGUCUUUAUUUUUUCCACGAUGUAUUUUCAUCACUAAACUCCUCUGGAAUCAAGAUUAGUGUUGGUGUAAGGGUUACAGCAUGUCUAGGGUAUUUAUUGUACAGUCCGGCACUACUAGUGCCCGGUCUAUUGACUGACAGUUAGUAUCAGUACUUGUGACAUGUAAAGAAUAUUAAGUAUUAUAAAUAAAUAUCAGUUAGGGUUAGUAACACGCCACAAUCACAUAUUCAUAUUCACAUUUGAUUUCGCGCUCGGCAGAAAAACAACCUGCUUUUCAUGCGUAAUUACAAGAAGUCAUCUUUGAACAUCAGAAGUGAUUACCAUCAACUACAAGCAUGAUGAUAUAGAUCCUGUAAUGAGGUUUGAAUCGGGUAUUAAUUACUUCUCUCUUAUGUGUAAUCAAAAACUACUCGUUCAAUAUCAGCCGGAUUUGUUCGUUGUAACCUUCACAAAAACACCAAGAACACCAUAAAUCAUAAUUGUAAGGUUGUUGAAGCAGUUCAUCAACCUAUAAAGAAGCUCUUAACCAUAAAUCAUGUUGCCUCUCA
Actinia tenebrosa (Australian red waratah sea anemone) is the source of this 1623-nucleotide messenger RNA. RefSeq lists its product as uncharacterized. The record is from RefSeq and is a predicted model, not a curated record. NCBI's taxonomy places the organism in Eukaryota, Metazoa, Cnidaria, Anthozoa, Actiniaria, Actiniidae.